Messenger RNA from Ziziphus jujuba (common jujube), 2031 nucleotides. Its product is annotated as lysM domain receptor-like kinase 3. Gene Ontology annotation, biological process: protein phosphorylation. NCBI's taxonomy places the organism in Eukaryota, Viridiplantae, Streptophyta, Magnoliopsida, Rosales, Rhamnaceae. The coding region runs from base 432 to 1760 and encodes 442 amino acids. The record is from RefSeq and is a predicted model, not a curated record. Gene Ontology annotation, molecular function: protein kinase activity; ATP binding. The transcript has a single exon.
AUAGAUAGCAUAUGUGACAACAAUCAAUAAUUUCGCUUUAAAAAACACAAAAACGAAAUUGUAAAGGCGCAAAAUGGGAACAAUCCCAAAGAAAACGUUACAAUAAGUUUUGGGGAAUUCGCAAAGAUAAGUCACUGUUUCUUUGUUUACUUGGAAUUCCAAAAUGCGGGCUGGUUUCAUACGAUUGCACAUUGCGUAGGACAUUUUUGACUUGAGGGCUCCCUCAUGCCCACCCUAACUCUUCACAGCAGCAAAAUCUUUUUCUCCGGAAGGAACAAAAGCUCAAUUUUUCGGAAAAAUUAGAAGAAGAAGAAGAAGAAGAAGAAAACUGGGUGUUAAUUCAUUGCUGCUAUGGUCGGCCGCCAUUGCCGGUCAACUCCACGACCUCCAUUAAAUCCUCAAAAUCCAGUCUGGGAUCUGUUUGCAUAUCCAUGUGCGGGAGCAAAUCCAGCACCGCCGUGAUCGAACGCAAAAGUACCAAACCCAGAAGUCCAAGAGCCCCAAGACAUUCCAAAUCGUCAUCCUCCACCACCGCUGGCGGUGCCACCGACCCAUCAUCUUCUUCCUCUGGCAGUUCCUUCAUCUUCAAUUUCAACAGCGAUUCAAGCUACUUCAAGGGCUUGUCUUCCUUCUCCAAAUCCUCAUUCUCAAACCAGGCUUCUCGCUCCAGCAUCAAAGCCUCUUUGCCCGAAAACCCCCAUAUCUAUGACUUCUCUGAAAUCUGCUCUGCCACUGGGAAUUUCCUCCGUAAUCGAUACUCUUCCUCUUCUUCAUCUACCUCCUGGCGGUGCUCGAUUCGCGGCAAGGAUGUGAUCGUAUUCCAGAGGAAAUUUCGCCGUCCGAUUGAUUUCCCGGAGCUUCAGAAUAGAUUGUCGACCAUUUGUCGGAGCCACCAUAGCAGUCUGGUCAAGCUUUUGGGUGCUUCAGUUUCGGGGAAUUACAUCUAUCUCGUCUAUGAUUUCGUUAUUGGAUCGAAUCUUGUGGAUUGUCUUCGAAACCCCAAAAAUCCAAGCUUCACCGUGCUCUCCACCUGGCUUUCUCGGAUGCAAAUCGCCACCGACCUCGCUCACGGACUCGAUUACAUCCACCAUUGUUCUGGGUUGCAAUCGAACUUCGUUCACAACCACAUCAAGAGCUCCAGCAUCAUAGUCACAGAGGAAUCCAUGGCCGCCAAGAUCUGCCACUUCGGUACCGCCGAGCUCUGCGGCGAGAACAGCCGAGCUUCGGAUUCACAAGACGAUAGCGAUGACGAUGGAGAAAUCAAGAGGGACAGGAGUGGCAAAAGGGAAUUGAAGAGGUUGGGAAGCAAAGCGAUGAAGGUGGAGGGGACGAGAGGGUACAUGGCGCCGGAGUUCCAGUUCACCGGGAUUUCAACCCAUAAAUCCGAUGUGUACGCAUUUGGGGUGGUGAUUCUGGAGCUGAUUUCGGGGAGGGAAGCGUUGAAGUACUUGAUGGAGGAAGGGGACGGAGGUGGGUAUCGGCGGGUGAGCGUGAUCGAGACUGCGAGAGCUGCCGUGGAAGGUGGUGGUGGGGAGGUGAGGAAGUGGGUGGAUAAGAGGUUAAGGGACUCGUUCCCGGUGGAGGUGGCGGAGAAGAUGAUGCAGGUGGGAUUGGAAUGCGUGGAGGAGGAUCCGGAUAAGAGACCGGAUAUGGGUCGGGUCGAUAUGUUGGUUUCGAAGCUGUUUUUGGAGUCUCAGAAUUGGGCGGAGAAGAUGGGUACACCGCCGACUCAAUUUUCGUUUUCCUUGGCGGGUCGGUGAUAGAUAGUAUUUUGGAUUCUGAAUUUUUUUUGAGAUUGGAUUGUUUUCUUUGAGUUCAAUUUUUCUCUAAAUUUAAUGUUGCUAACACAGGCUUGAUUUAUUUUCACAAUUUUUUCUUUUUGAUAUUUGAUUAAUUUUCACAAUUAGGGACGAGCUUAUACAUGCUGUAUAUGUUGUGUAUAAUAGUUACUCACAAGACAUAAAAUGUAAUUUCAUUCUUGUUUUGCUUUAUAAGCUAUUUUGUUGAGAAAAAGAGAAGGAAAUUAUUGUU